GAUGCCAUAACUGAAAUGGAUGAACAUAAUCGUCCCAUUCAUACUUACCAGGUAUGUAAUGUGAUGGAACCAAACCAAAACAACUGGCUUCGAACAAACUGGAUCUCCCGUGAUGCUGCACAGAAAAUUUAUGUGGAAAUGAAGUUUACCCUGAGGGACUGCAACAGUAUUCCAUGGGUACUGGGAACCUGCAAGGAAACUUUCAAUCUCUACUACAUGGAGUCAGAUGAGUCUCAUGGAGUAAAAUUCAAGCCAAACCAGUACACUAAAAUUGAUACUAUUGCAGCUGAUGAGAGCUUUACCCAGAUGGACUUGGGUGACCGCAUUCUUAAACUCAACACAGAAGUUCGUGAGGUUGGGCCAAUAAACAAGAAAGGAUUUUAUCUUGCUUUUCAGGACAUUGGAGCAUGCAUUGCUUUGGUCUCAGUCCGUGUUUAUUACAAAAAGUGCCCUUUCACAGUCCGUAAUUUGGCUAUGUUUCCUGAUACUAUUCCAAGGGUUGAUUCUUCCUCUUUGGUGGAAGUACGGGGCUCCUGUGUGAAGAGCGCUGAGGAACGUGAUACUCCAAAAUUGUAUUGUGGGGCAGAUGGGGACUGGCUUGUGCCUCUUGGACGAUGCAUCUGCAGCGUAGGAUAUGAAGAAGUGGAUGGCUCCUGCCAUGCUUGCAGGCCUGGAUUCUAUAAAGCAUUUGCUGGAAAUGUAAAGUGCUCCAAGUGCCCUCCACACAGUUUGACUUACGUAGAAGCAACUUCUGUCUGUCAGUGUGAGAAAGGUUACUUCAGGGCUGAGAAGGACCCACCAACUAUGGCAUGUACCCGGCCACCUUCUGCUCCGAGGAAUGUGAUUUUUAACAUCAAUGAAACAGCUCUCAUGUUGGAAUGGAGCCCCCCGAGCGAUACCGGAGGAAGAAAAGAUCUCACUUACAGUGUCAUCUGUAAGAAAUGUGGGUUGGACGCCAGCCAGUGUGAGAUUUGUGGGGGAGGUAUCCGUUUCAUCCCCAGGCACACGGGACUCAUCAACUCCUCUGUGACAGUGCUUGACUUUGUGUCGCACGUGAACUACACCUUUGAAAUAGAAGCCAUGAAUGGGGUCUCAGAGCUGAGUUUCUCUCCCAAGCAGUUCACAGCUAUCACGGUUACCACAGACCAAGAUGCACCCUCCUUGAUAGGUAUGGUAAGGAAGGACUGGGCUUCCCAAAACAGCAUUGCCCUCUCCUGGCAAGAGCCGGACUUUCCCCCUGGAGCCAUUCUGGACUACGAGAUCAAGUACUAUGAGAAAGAGCAUGAGCAGCUCAGCUAUUCCUCCACAAGGUCCAAGGCUCCAAGUGUUAUCAUCACAGGUCUCAAGCCAGCCACCAAGUAUAUAUUUCAUAUCAGAGUCAGGACGGCAGCAGGAUACAGCGGCUAUAGCCAGAAGUUUGAAUUUGAAACUGGAGAUGAAACUUCUGAUAUGGCUGCGGAACAGGGACAGAUUCUUGUAAUUGCCACUGCUGCUGUUGGUGGAUUCACUCUCCUGGUCAUCCUCACUUUGUUCUUCCUGAUCACCGGGAGAUGCCAGUGGUAUAUAAAGGCCAAAAUGAAAUCCGAAGAGAAAAGAAGGGCUCAUUUGCAAAAUGGACAUUUACGUUUCCCAGGAAUCAAAACAUAUAUUGAUCCAGACACAUAUGAAGACCCAUCUCUUGCUGUCCAUGAGUUUGCAAAGGAGAUAGAUCCUUCAAGAAUUCGUAUUGAGAGAGUUAUUGGGGCAGGUGAGUUUGGAGAAGUAUGCAGUGGGCGUCUGAAGACACCAGGAAAAAGAGAGAUACCUGUUGCAAUUAAAACUCUAAAAGGCGGCUAUGUGGACAGGCAGAGAAGAGAUUUCCUGAGAGAGGCUAGUAUUAUGGGACAAUUUGAUCACCCAAAUAUAAUUCGCCUUGAAGGAGUUGUUACAAAAAGAUCCUUUCCGACCAUUGGGGUGAAGUCUCUUUCGAGAUUCCUGAGGGCGGGAUUUUUAAAUAGCAUCCUGGCCUCACAUCCAGUGUCAGGGGGUGGAUCUUUACCCCCCAGCAUUUCCUCUGGCAGACCAGUAAUGAUUGUAGUUGAAUACAUGGAGAAUGGAUCCCUUGACUCCUUUCUGCGGAGGCAUGAUGGCCACUUCACAGUCAUCCAGCUGGUUGGCAUGCUGCGGGGGAUUGCAUCUGGCAUGAAGUACCUCUCAGACAUGGGCUAUGUACACCGCGAUCUGGCAGCCCGUAAUAUCUUGGUCAACAGUAACCUCAUGUGUAAAGUCUCUGAUUUUGGUUUGUCACGAGUGUUAGAGGACGAUCCAGAAGCUGCUUACACAACAAGCGGUGGAAAAAUCCCCAUACGAUGGACCGCUCCUGAAGCUAUAGCUUACCGGAAGUUCUCUUCAGCAAGUGACGCGUGGAGCUACGGGAUUGUAAUGUGGGAGGUGAUGUCCUAUGGUGAGAGACCAUACUGGGAGAUGUCCAACCAGGAUGUUAUACUGUCUAUUGAAGAAGGCUACAGGCUUCCAGCUCCCAUGGGCUGCCCAGCUUCUCUUCACCAACUAAUGCUUCACUGCUGGCAAAAGGAGAGGAACCACCGUCCAAAAUUUAGUGACAUUGUCAGCUUCCUAGACAAACUGAUCCGCAAUCCGAGCACCCUUCAUACCCUAGUGGAGGACGUACUUGUAAUGCCAGAUUCACCUGGUGAAGUUCCAGAAUAUCCUUUGUUUGUUUCAGUCAGUGACUGGCUGGACUCCAUAAAAAUGGGUCAGUAUAAAAAUAACUUCAUGGCAGCAGGUUUCACAACUUUGGAUAUGGUUUCAAGAAUGAGUAUUGAUGACAUUAGAAGAAUUGGAGUUGUACUCAUUGGACACCAGAGACGAAUAGUCAGCAGUUUACAAACUUUGCGGUUACACAUGAUGCACAUACAGGAGAAAGGAUUUCAUGUAUGAAAGUACUGGAAUCAACUGUGUUUUGUGCCUCAGCAUUUCUAA
Molecule: messenger RNA, 2979 nt
Organism: Aptenodytes forsteri (emperor penguin)
Lineage: Eukaryota; Metazoa; Chordata; Aves; Sphenisciformes; Spheniscidae
Gene: EPHA6
Product: EPH receptor A6
Exons: 16
Coding region: 16-2937 (973 amino acids)
Biological process (GO): axon guidance; protein phosphorylation; cell surface receptor protein tyrosine kinase signaling pathway
Cellular component (GO): neuron projection; plasma membrane
Molecular function (GO): transmembrane-ephrin receptor activity; ATP binding; protein binding
Source: RefSeq, a predicted model, not a curated record